AUGAAACCAGAACGUAAUGUGAUUAUAGCAGCCACAGGUAGUGUGGCUACCAUUAAGUUAACACAAAUGAUAGCAGAACUCUCCGAUGAGCGGCUGCCCUACAAAUUCCACCUGAAAGUCCUCAUCACCGAGGCAGCCAAACACUUCUUCGAGCUGGAGCAAAUACCCGAGAACGUACCCAUUCUCCAUAAUCGUGAUGAAUGGUUGGGCUGGAACCACCGCGGGGAUCCCGUGCUGCACAUCGAACUGGGAAAGUGGGCCGAUCUGAUGGUGAUUGCUCCACUCAGCGCGAAUUCUCUCUCAAAAAUUGCCACCGGGAUUUGCGAUAACCUUGUGAUGUGCGUGGUGCGUGCUUGGAACCUGGAGAAGCCCCUGCUCUUUGCGCCAGCCAUGAACACGCGCAUGUACGAUCACCCCAUCACGAAGGAGCAGAUCGACAAGCUGGUGAGCUGGGGCUACAAACAGAUUCCAUGCAUUUCCAAGACGCUAAUGUGCGGCGACACGGGCAAUGGGGCCAUGGCAGAAGUGCGCACAAUUGUUGAAGCAGUAGUGUUGGCUGCCUUUCAGCUGAACAAUUAAUUGUUAAGGGCGGGCGAUACGAGGAGAGCAAACACCCAAUUUUGUUAUACACACAAUGUUUAUAUAUCGCAGAAUAUUUUGUUACAACAAUUAGACAAAUACUAUAAUUGGCUUAGCCUUACAGAUCCA
Molecule: messenger RNA, 708 nt
Organism: Drosophila guanche
Lineage: Eukaryota; Metazoa; Arthropoda; Insecta; Diptera; Drosophilidae
Gene: Ppcdc
Product: phosphopantothenoylcysteine decarboxylase
Exons: 3
Coding region: 1-579 (192 amino acids)
Biological process (GO): coenzyme A biosynthetic process
Cellular component (GO): phosphopantothenoylcysteine decarboxylase complex
Molecular function (GO): phosphopantothenoylcysteine decarboxylase activity; FMN binding
Source: RefSeq, a predicted model, not a curated record